AUGCUCCGUCCCACAACCCUCCGCCCUGCGCUUCGCGCAUCAGCCCAUGCCAGAUGCGCCAUCCCACUAACGACUCGCCGGACUCUAUUCUCCCAACGAUCAAGCCGAUUGACCGAUGACCUCGACGUGAACCAGCUCAAUUCGAAGCGACGAGAUUACGAGCAAAACCGAACAGCUUUCUUGGCUGCCGGUGCCAUUGCCGGUAUCGUUUCCUUCGUCUACACAGCAUGGAAGCUCAAAAAGGCCAUCGAAGCACAGGGAGAAAAAGAGAAGGCAGCGAUCAAGUGCGAUACCGAAGUGCCCAAGGAGAUUUUUAAGACAGAGGCGGGCGAGAAGCGAAAGGUGGUUAUUCAUGACGAGGACGGAAACGAGGUCGUCCCAACAGGCAACACAACAGUCAAGUUGUUUCCUCGAACAUUAGAAGUCGAAAAUGUCGGAGCAGCCGGCGAUGUAGCUGGUCCAAUUGCUGCUGCUGUUACAGACAAGCAUGGCACGGAAUUCACCUUGGUCGGGUUGGGUACAAGAACAGUCACUUUCCUCGGCUUUGAGGUGUACGUGGUGGGUUUCUACGUCGCUACCCAAGAUGUUGAGAAGCUUCAGCGCUACUUGGUCAAGAAGAUCAACCCUCUUGCUACAACACUGAUUCCUUCCGAAAAGGAGGACCUGAGAAAGGCUCUGCAGGACGCUACUGAGGGUGAGGAGACGUGGAAUUCGAUUUUGAAGGAUGCCGGCUGCCGCUCAGCGUUCCGCAUUAUUCCCGUUCGAGAUACCGACUUCCCCCACAUGCGCGACGGUCUCGUUAGAGCUAUCCAGGCUCGCUCGGCACGCAACCCCGAUUACAACGACGAGACAUUCGGAGAGGCCAUGAAGCAUUUCAAGGUUUUGUUCCAACGAGGCCAAGUAGCCAAGAAGAACGAACUUUUGCUUGUUCGAGACGCGGCCGGAAAGCUGACCAUCACUUAUAACGACUCCACACGCAAGGAGCCCGUAAAGAACGUUUUGGGAACUGUCGAGGACGAGCGACUCUCAAGGUUGCUGUGGCUCAACUACCUCGCUGGCAACAAGGUUGCGUCAGAGGAGGCCAGGAAGAACAUCAUCAAUGGCGUCAUGGAGUUUGUUGAACGACCCGUUGGCACUGUCGCCACUCAGGUUCUGUGA
Fusarium coffeatum is the source of this 1158-nucleotide messenger RNA. RefSeq lists its product as uncharacterized. Gene Ontology annotation, molecular function: intramolecular lyase activity. The transcript has a single exon. NCBI's taxonomy places the organism in Eukaryota, Fungi, Ascomycota, Sordariomycetes, Hypocreales, Nectriaceae. Bases 1 to 1158 code for a protein of 385 amino acids. The record is from RefSeq and is a predicted model, not a curated record.